UUAUUCUCUAACGGCAGCGACAUCCCCAAUCGGUUGGUUACAAGCUUCGAAGGGAAAGGAAGGAAUCGGGUCCCACCCCAGCAAUGUAAAAACGCCGCCUUUUCCUCCGCAAUAUAUUUCAACACGUAUAUUGAACUGUGCUGAUUAUUAAUUAUCCUUCUUUGCGAUACAAAUUCCCGAGUUUCGUAUGCAAUACAGAACUACGAUUGAUUUACCUGAGCAUCUGACCUUUAACAUUCAAGUUCAGAUAUUCAGGUGUGGCAUACAAUAAAAUGACAUGUUCUGAGCUAGACCCUGAUGUCGUUCGGUGGGGCCUUCAUCUGAUAGAUGUUUGCUCUAUCAAUGAUAGUGGAUCUCCUGUCACCAUUACACAGUAUGAUGAGGACAUGUCUCAAACUGAAUUAAUUAGAGAAGGUUACUGUGAUACAUCACACUUACCUCAAACUGAGUUGAUCAGAGGAGGUCACUAUGAUACCUCACAUGCUUACGUGGAGAAUGAUGAGAUAAUUGCUCAUACACUUCAAGAGGAAUUAUCGCGAGUUGCGAUUGCUGAAUCUUCAGGAUCUUCGCAUGCUGAAGAACUUCAGAAAGACUCUGUUCUUUCUCAGGAUUGGCUUGGAUCUUCAAAGAGACACGGUUGUGAAAGAGUUAAUGAAGAAAUAGAAGACAGUGACAUGUUUUAUCAAUAUUCUAGUCCAUUAGAAAUGCUAGGUUGUCCGAGUGAUCAAGCUUAUUUGCCACAGAUUGAAGAUGAGUCCAGUCUUGAUGGUGAAGUUGGCAAAAGACUGAACCAGAUGGUUUCUAUUCCUCAUGUUCCUAAAAUCAAUGGAGAGAUACCAUCAGUUGAUGAAGCUUCUUCAGACCAUCAGAGGCUAAUGGAUAGGCUUGAACUAUAUGAGCUUGUUGAGUUAAAAAUUUCAGGAGAUGGCAACUGCCAGUUCCGGUCGCUAUCAGACCAAAUCUAUCGUACUAGUGAGCAUCACAAGUUUGCAAGGGAGCAGGUUGUUAAACAGCUCAAAUCCCACCCGGAGUUGUACAAGGGUUAUGUUCCUAUGGAUUAUGACGAAUACCUAAAGAAAAUGAGCAAGAGUGGUGAAUGGGGUGAUCAUGUCACAUUGCAAGCUGCUGCAGAUGCGUAUGGUGUUAAGAUAUUCAUCAUUACAUCAUUCAAGGAUACCUGCUACAUUGAGAUAAAUCCACACACACAAAUAUCAAAGAGAAUUAUUUUCUUGAGUUUUUGGGCGGAAGUGCAUUACAACUCCAUAUAUCCACGAGGAGAGUUGCCUAUAAUGGAGGGUGACAAAAAGAAGAAGAAGAAAUGGUGGCAGCUUGGGAGAGAAUAACUUCCUCCAACAAGUUUGAUGCAGAAAGUCUCCUCUUUUAACCAACCACUUCUAACGUCUGUAGAUGGGGAAGAGUAUAGAAGGAAACAAGAGAAGUGCAUUGUAGCUGAUUGUGCAUAUUAAGUGCAUUCUAGUGUACAUAUAUAUAGUAGAUCUCCUCCCCUCCUAGUCUAUAGGUAUAGCAAUUUUGAUUUAUUAAGACCGUGUUAUCAUCCUAUAUUCACUUAUAGCUACUUGUAAAUUUAUUUAUUUAUUCAUUCAUUUUUAUAUAUUUCAAUGUCUUCUACAAUUAGG
Molecule: messenger RNA, 1637 nt
Organism: Cuscuta europaea
Lineage: Eukaryota; Viridiplantae; Streptophyta; Magnoliopsida; Solanales; Convolvulaceae
Source: the annotation of a GenBank genome assembly